GUACAGGCAACAAAAAACAAAGAAAGAACAAUCGUGACUGUGCGGUCCAGUCAGCUCACAGGCGUCCGAGCUUUGCUUUUGCUUCCAGUCCACCUGCAGCCAGCCCGCCGCCAGCCAGCCAGCCUUUCUCUCUGUCCCCCACCCAGCGCCUGGGUAAACCCGACUUUGUUUACCUCCUGUGUGAAAUACCCUGUGUUGUUCUUGUUGUCUGCCUGCUGUUUCUGUCUCUGUCUCUGCAUCGCAUUGCCGUCCGCACGAUAUCAAAGAAUCCACUCCGCUGGCGUGCCGGGCUGCUUUCACUCCCAAUGCCGGACAAUGAUCCACACCCGCGAGCACAGACUUCAUCCUGCGAUCCAAUGUCUGCCUCUGCCUCUGCCUCGGUGUACUUCACCUCCCCUCUUUCCGCCUCAUUGGCCGACGCUUCCUCCGUCGUCGUUACCGCAACCUGCUCGUCCGAGCACUGGACAGACUCGUUACCUGUCCUCUGUCCGGCUGACAGCCACAGCAGCCAGUUUAUGUGGAUCCCUACGCUCUGCUGCUGUUCCCGCCACUCUCGUUCUCCCCCCUCCUCCUCCUCCUCCUCUCAACAUUUACCCUCCGAACUCCACCUCUCCAAAGAACUGGCUGCACUAUGGCGCCCUCCCUCUCACACAUCCCACUUUCUCACCCCUACUUCCCGACACAUCAUCCGCUUCAACAACCGCACCUCCUCGGCCUUCCACUACGCGCCUGUAUUCCACGGCCCGCUCACAGAUAUCGAGUACCCAGCCUUGCUGUUCACCGCGUUCGUCGUCGACCUCGAGCGCGAAGUCAGUCUGAGUGCGGAUGAGGUGCUGCGGUUGCCGAGGGGGGAGGUGCCGAGGAUGGUGUGGAGGAGGUGUAGGAUGCGGGCGUCGGAUUCGAUUCAGGUCGGUUUUUGCUUUUGUGUUUGUUGUAGAGGUGCUAAUUUUUUUUGAAGAAGAGGAUACCAUUUGAUUAUUCUGAACCCGUCUCUGCAUCCGACAAUGACAACAACGACGACGACGACCCUCUAUCCUGCAACUUCUCCGUUCAGACAGAACACGAUAAAGACACCGACACAGACAAAACCUCACCUAUUCCCCAUCCCCCUGCCUCUCUUCCUCUUCCUGAUUUCAAUUUCAUAUACCCCGUGCUGAACUGCGAUACCCUUCCUCCAUCCCUCAUGCGGUCUAUUCAAACCCAGCAAGAGCAGCAGCAGCAGCAGAAGCAGCAGAAGCACGGACAUCUUACUCUUGCCUUCAGAGAGAUGCUGGAGAGAUUCAAGAGUGCCCUGG
This is a messenger RNA of Myxozyma melibiosi, 1295 nucleotides long. RefSeq lists its product as uncharacterized. The transcript has a single exon. The record is from RefSeq and is a predicted model, not a curated record. Bases 306 to 956 code for a protein of 216 amino acids. NCBI's taxonomy places the organism in Eukaryota, Fungi, Ascomycota, Lipomycetes, Lipomycetales, Lipomycetaceae.